Molecule: messenger RNA, 780 nt
Organism: Arabidopsis lyrata subsp. lyrata
Lineage: Eukaryota; Viridiplantae; Streptophyta; Magnoliopsida; Brassicales; Brassicaceae
Product: CASP-like protein 1C2
Exons: 3
Coding region: 203-697 (164 amino acids)
Source: RefSeq, a predicted model, not a curated record
CAAAAAAUAAAUAUUGCAUGACCGGUGGAGACAGUUGAAGAAAACCCAACCAACCCAUCCAACACAUCAAUAACAUAUUCAUUUUACUUUGGUUUAUAUUUCGUGAUUUAGUUUUCAUAAUUAUCUCUCUCUCCUUUUCCCUUCCAUAGUUAAAUUCUACAGUUUAUAAACUCUCUAGAGAUCCAAAAAAAAAACUAAACUGAUGGUGAAGUUAACGCAGAGAUUGGGUGGGUUGGUGCUGCGAUUUGCGGCAUUUUGUGCCGCAUUAGGAGCGGUUAUCGCAAUGAUCACCAGCCGUGAAAGAUCUUCCUUCUUUGUCAUCUCCCUAGUAGCUAAGUAUAGCGAUUUGGCUGCGUUUAAGUACUUCGUGAUCGCAAAUGCGAUUGUGACUGUUUAUAGCUUUCUCGUUCUGUUUCUUCCAAAGGAGAGUUUAUUGUGGAAGUUCGUCGUUGUGUUGGACUUGAUGGUGACAAUGCUGCUGACGUCAAGCUUAUCAGCGGCGGUAGCAGUGGCACAAGUGGGAAAAAGAGGAAACGCAAACGCAGGUUGGUUGCCAAUUUGCGGCCAAGUACCAAGAUUUUGUGAUCAGAUAACCGGAGCUUUAAUCGCCGGUUUAGUUGCAUUGGUUCUCUACGUUUUCUUGCUCAUCUUCUCUAUCCACCAUGUUGUCGAUCCUUUUCUUCUUCGAAAAUCGUGAAUCAAGUAAUACAAAUUUCAAGGCUAAAUAUUUAUAGAGACAUGUGUAUUUUUGUAAUUUUAAUGUUGUUCAGUUUUUUUCUC